Molecule: messenger RNA, 893 nt
Organism: Cephus cinctus (wheat stem sawfly)
Lineage: Eukaryota; Metazoa; Arthropoda; Insecta; Hymenoptera; Cephidae
Product: MIT domain-containing protein 1-like
Exons: 5
Coding region: 143-862 (239 amino acids)
Source: RefSeq, a predicted model, not a curated record
CUGAAAACCAUCAUACAUACUUGAAAGUACAGUACUAUGAAAGUACAGUCAAUUUGCCGCCACAAGCGUCGCUGUGUCAAAUCAAGAUGUGACAAUCCUCCUGAACUCUCCUGAACUUAAAAAUAUUUCAAUAUUUAAAGAAAUGGAAAGCUCAGCAGCAUCAGUUUUACAGCGUGCAGUUGAGAUGGAUAAGAAGGAGGAAUACACAAUGGCUCUGGUACUUUAUCAAGAAGGACUGCAGGCUCUAGUCAAUUCUAUAAAAGAAACAAAGGAUGCUACAAAGAAGAAAUACUUUCAUGGAAAAGCUUCAGAGUACAUGGAUAGGGCUGAGAAAAUUAAGACCCUUGUCGAAGAGAGAAAAGCUAUAGGAAAUUAUAGAGAACAUAAGAAGGUUGAAGAUGGUUCAACAGGAAAUAGCUAUGCUACUCUUUUUGGACGAUUUUUGGAUGAGACUGUCACUCAUAUACAGAUUGAGGAUCCGUAUAUAAGACUCCCUCACCAGUGUCAGAAUUUGGUCAGACUCUGUGAACUGGCUGUGCAGAUGUGCAAAUCACUUUCAAGAGUAACACUAAUAACAACUCGUCAUCCUGAUGAUGCAAAGAAUCAAUUAGCAAGACUCAUGGAACUGAAGGGAAAUAUGCAAUCUCGUUUGAUUACAUUUGAAUUUUCCUUCUCCGACACUUUACACGAUCGGAAGAUUACCCUGAGCAAUGGAUGGGUUAUAAAAAUAGGACGAGGAUUAGAUUAUUUCAAACCACCAGGAGGAAAAUUCGUUCUGGGGGCUUUUGACAUGGAACUAAGGUCUUGCUUAGAAACGGCAGUAGAUAUCUAUUACUUUCCCACUCUAGCUGGUAAACAAUAGUAUUUUUCAGUAGAAAUUACUCCAUUUUAAA